Mycena citricolor is the source of this 5845-nucleotide messenger RNA. The record is from the annotation of a GenBank genome assembly. Lineage: Eukaryota; Fungi; Basidiomycota; Agaricomycetes; Agaricales; Mycenaceae.
GUCUUGGUGCCUCUCUACUACACGUCGACCAUGGCGUUCCCUAUCCCUUCUCAUCUCCCGCGACGACCGAAUCCGCACGAUGUCUCUUCCGAAAUCCUCUCCAAAAUUGAUCAAGCGACGAACCACACUCUGACGACAUCCCUUGCAAGCUCGUGGAUUACGGAGCUGGAGGACACCAUUGGGGCAACUAAAGCUCAGAUUAAGGACCGAAUACAUCGAGACCUUCCGGAAUUCGAGCGCCAGCUCGAGAGUUCCAAGUCUGUUCAGACGCGUCUACAGUCCUUGGCGAGCAACGUGGACCGGCUAGACCAUACAUUGUCGGAUUCUGAGACAGGUCUCAUCCCGAAGCUCAUCCGGACUCUGACCGCGCACGCUACUCUGGCUCAGCAAUCCGUCGACGCUACAUAUAGGCACCAGACAGUCGCCUUCCUAUUACGCGCCCGUGGCGAGUUCGGCUCUCUGCUCUCACUCGUGCAGCUAGGCAAGCUCCCGCAGGCCAUCGGUGCAUGCGGCGAGUUUGAACGUCUGCUGCAGGCUGCGCCGGCUCAUUCCAAUGAAAUGGCUGUCAUGGCGGAUCUCAAAAGGAGAUUUCACGCCGCGAAGUCGCGCACGGAAGAACAGCUGAGCGAGGCAUAUAUACGAAGCGUGUCUUCUGCCCCCAAGUGUCUGAAGAUACAGUCAUCCGUGCUAGUGCGACAGUCGGAAACGCGCAUCACUUUACCAGAAAUUCUGCUCACAUCGGCGGAGACUGGCUCCCUUUCAGGCCACUUGACGACACUGAAAAGAGAUGUGAUGGCUCACUACGUCGACUUUGUCGCACGCCAGCCCUCCAAUGUUGAGGUGUCAAGCGACGCGAUGGAAAGCAGACUGACUAUAUUUCCUGCUCCGCUGGAGCCCGACAAUCUCGGCACACGCCUGGAAAAUCUCUCUACUGUGUUAACGUUCUUGUCUUCCCACUUGAUGGCAUUCCUCCCGCCCUCCGACAGAGCGGCCUUCUCCCGCUCGCUGUGCAAGCCAAUCGUGACGAGCGUCUUGUCCAACGUUCUCAUCCCGUUCCUCCCGUCGUCAUUUGACAAGCUACCGCCAUUUCUGGAGAUUGCCAGGCAGGCCGUGGCCUUUGAGGGCGAUUUCGUCGUGAAGCUGCUUGGAGGUGAUGACCAACAUGGUCGAGAAAUCAAAGCAUGGGUCGACGGGCUGGGCGGACACUAUGAAAGGCAGCGCCGUGUCCAGAUUCUCGACGCAGCUCGACUCAUUGUGCUAGCACCGAACGAUCCUGCGGACAGGUUCGUCGUGGAGAUUGAAAUGCCGCAGGAGAGGAUGGCCGAUGUGAUACCCGUGCAAGCAGCGGAGGCCGAUCUUAGGGAAGCAAAUCUCCGAGUUCCGGAUGAAGCAGUGGACGAUGCUUGGGGCUGGGGUGACGACGAAGAGGGCGCCCCACCGCCGGAAUUGUCGAACGGGACCUCAGAGCACACUGCAGACGACAGCUGGGGUCUUGACGAUACUGAGAAUGGUCCAGAAGCUGUUGCAGAUGCUGACGACGGCUGGGGCUUUGACGAUCAGCAGGAGGAGAGCGCUGAGCAAGAGGAACCGAAGACUAAUGGACACAGUGAACCUGAUCCAGCAGAUUCGUGGGGGCUGGAAGAAGAUGCGGGAGAUCCCUGGGAUGAUCCCUGGGAUGAUCCGCCACCUGUAGCCAAGCCACAAGUUCUUGUGGCGAUCCCUGAAGACCCGAUCGUCCCGUCACCGUCUCCCCGGAUGGCGACACGGUUACAGAAACUUGCCAAUAAGGGCAAACACCACCUGAACGACAGCUCUCCGCUCGCCUCUCCAGGCGUGUCGACUCCGAUGUCAACGGGUAGCACUCGAUUUGCGACGCCUUCACCUCCACCAAACGCUCUUCCUCCUGCAGACAAAUCGAUGGGAAAGCGACCACCAGCGCUUGCGACUGCUGUCGUUGUCCCGAAGGAGACUUUCACUGUUUCAGGCCGCAUGCGUCAGAUUUUGGCUGUUGUUCGGGACAUCCUUUCGGAGGGUCAGCAAUUUGCUGUGUCGAAGAUCUUAUCAGCUCCGGAGGGCAGCUCGGUCCCGGGCACCGUCAUCCACCAGUGUGCCCCGACUGUUCUCGAUCUUUUCCGUGCAUUGUACCCCGUCAAGUGUGCGGGUGCUCUCAAGUCUUCAGCGGCUGCGAUGCAAUUUUCGAAUGAUUGUCUAUACCUCAGCGACGAGCUGCUCCGUCUCGAAGCCGGCCCGGCGAAAGAUCGUUUGGACGAAUGCCGACAUCGACUGAAGGUCCUGGGCGAUAGCUGGUUCCAGGAGACUGUGGAUCUUUGCAGGCAAUCAACAUUGGAUAUCUUGAGCACUGGUGCAGACGGAUUCACCUCGACGUCUGACCAGGACAGAUAUGACGAGUGCGAAACUGCCAUCAACCAGGUCGUGAGAGACAUCAAGACCGUGUCCCAGCGAUGGAAGCCUGUGCUCAACAAAAGCAAGUACUAUUCCGCUGUCGGCAUACUAGUCGACACUGCUCUGUCUCGUGUUCUCGAAGACAUCCUAGAGCUGCCGGAUAUUACCGAAGUGGAAUCACAGCGGCUGAGCGAACUGUGCCGCAUGCUGAAUGUUCUCGAGGCUCUCUUUGUUGAGGAUACGAACCAGCAACCUUUCGCGUGGGCCUACGUUCCUUGCUGGCUCAAGUUCUCGUAUCUCUCUGAGCUGCUGGAAGCCUCGAUGGCGGAUAUUUCGGAUCUAUUUGACAGCGGGUCCCUGGUUGAUUUCGACAUUGACGAGCUGGUGAGACUGGUCAGGGCCCUCUUUGCCGACACACCUCUGCGGACAAACACGAUCAACAAGAUCACUGCAAAGUGAUCUUAUCUCCUUCGUACACUCGAUGAAGGCAGCACGGAUGAUGGUAUACGUUACAAACAGCGGGGUAGAUAUGCACUUCCAACAUGUAGUCUGUGGAUCAAUGUCCUGGGUGUAGAUCUAUUCAUUGUUUGGCGGCCUGCAUCACAAGCAGCCCCGAGCCAGUGCCAGCGGCAACAAACGCAGUGGCAACAUCACCCAUGGUCUUGCGCACCUCCGAACCGACAGUCCCAUACUCGUCUGUCAGCUCUUUCAGCUCUCCAGCAUGGUUUUCAACGGCGAGCCGGCGCGACCGGCCGAGAACUAUCAGCAGCCGGCUCGAAGGGUGCGAUUCGUGAUACAUCCUGCUUUCAUGGAUCGCAGCGUGAAGCGGGAUCGGAGUCGUUAUCUCUCGGAAAUCGAUGCGCGAGAUGGUUUCGUCAGUGGCGUAUUUUUCCCAUGCGACGCUGUCUGCGGUUUGAGACUGCAUUCUCGUUUCGUCGGACACAUGCCCAUAGACUGUGUCGGGGAAUCCGGUCAUGGCCUGCGAAACAAUGAGUCCCUUAGUAAGGAUAUUCGGGCACUGGGAACUUACAGAUGCUACAGUCAAGGCGUUGAUCUCUUCGUUUUUCUCUGGGCCAAAAUGAGCGCUGCGUAUCGGCGUCAUAUGGGUGUCCAUCUCUCGCUUGAACAUCCGCAACACGGUGGCUGUGACGUGGGUGCUCCCAGCGCAAAGCUGCACGACGAACUCAAGAGCCAUCCGGUCGUCCGGGCCACCGAAGAAGACGAGCAUCAGAUGCUGCUUGCUGCCCGCCGCGUGACCAACGGCACUUCGUUCCUGAUUCACACACAGGGCAACGUCCACUGGAGCAUCCGAAAAGACACCCCGCACAAACUGAGCGUGAAGAGCUGAUGCAGACCUAUCUCCGCCGCCUGUGGCCCUGAAGAGCGCGUCGAACGGAUUCUGAGACUGCCGCGGAGUCACUGGCGCAGUUUCGUGAGGCUCAAGUGUCGAAACUCCAUCGGCAUGUGUUGCGAAAGGCAACCACGGAAGGACGAUCAUGUCCGCUUCCGUGCUUUGCGCGUGUUCUGUCACGCUUGGCGCCAUGUUGUCAAAGGGCACGAUGCUCAGCGCUGUGUCGAUGCGCAAGUCAUGCAGCUCGCCGAACAUUCGGAAGAUAGACAGGACAGGAUCAGAGUGCAGCAAAGACUCUGAGGCAGAUGAUCGCAUGACAGCAGACACACGGUCGGACAGUUCCAGUAAUCGCAAUGCGCUGAUGGAUAGCAGUUCGGAAGACUCGGAAGAUGCGCUUGAUUUGGAAGCACGGCGGUUUUCCGGAGUGGACGACCCCGAAGAUGACGUCUGCGUGAUGCCGGUAGGUUGAAUCAGUUGGGCGAUUGACAUGAGGCCGGGCAAAUGUUCGAUUCUGUCGAGAACAAACGUAAAGCGCGUCCGCGCUCCAUCGCGAAGCACCCGUUGGCGAUGGCCAGCUUCAUCAGCACCACUGACAUUAUCGAAGUUGGCUCCACUUCCGCUUGCUCGGACCCGCAGUGCCGGCGGGUAAAGAACCGUGACGAGGGGCGUGGUCAUGAACGUCAAAGUGAGCGCCUCCAGCACGAACAUAGAAAACACACGAGGUGUCAGGAUGCCAGCUGAGAGCCCCACAUUGAGCACAAUCAGUUCCACCAGCCUAUCCGCUUGGGUCAACUCGCCAAGCGAGCAUGUACUGGGGACUCACCCUUUGCAACUCAUCAAUGAUCCGACCGCGCUUGCCUCUCGAAGAUUGAAGCCUAGAGAGCGUCGACAAAGAACAUUCCGGUAAUCGCGACCAAAACGCACCUGCAAGAUAUCGAGCAGAGAGGGUACAACCGCCGAAUUUGCCGACAAACGCGAGAACACAGAUCGCAAUCGUGUAGCCCCAGGUGAUACCUAUAUCACCGUCCUUGAGUGAUUUUCUUCGAAGAAACGCAUAACCAACCAGUAUCUAGGAGCCUUAGAUUCGUAGAGAGCCCCGAGAUGGUAAAGUACUUGCAAAAGAAUAUGAUGGACACCAUAUCUUCCAAUUUCUCAGUCAGUGCAAUCGUAAGACCGCCUUCUCGGGGCACGGUCAGUCCCAUAACAAAGGCUCCGAAAAUAGCAUGAACGCCAAUGACAUCAGUGAAGAAUGCAGAGCCGAACACCAGGAGGAUGGUGACCGUCAUGAAGAGCAUCGUUGGUCCAUUCUCGACGGACCCAGUCUUGUACGCCAGCCAGCGGAGUGCUAUUCUGACCGGGAACAGUAAAAACAGCGUCCAGCCAACACAUGCGAGCAGAAUCCAGAGAGCGGUGAGUCCCGAACCAGCAUUGACAAGUGCCACGCUAAGCGCAAGAAGAAUCCACCCCACUGGACAUGUUCAGAGUCAUCGAUGGCGGACCGGGUCCCGGGCUCACCAAUGUCAUUACCGACGCCAGCCGAGAGCACCACGAUCCCCACAGUGGUGUCCAGCAGCUUAAGCUCGGUCAAAAUGCGACAGAGCACUGGGAACGCGGUGAUCGAGAACGCCACACCACUGAACAGCAUGAAGUAGGUGAACCGAACGUUUGGCGCGACGGGGAGAAUGAAUUCGUGAUACAAUGGCACAGACAAAGCUGCCCCCAGGCCGAAUGGAAGGAUCAUGCCAGCGGCAGCUACGCUCGCAGACCUGCAUUUCCAGUCAGUGAUGGAAUCUCUGCUUCCAACUCGGUUGUGACGCACAGGCGCGCGUUCCGUUUGAUGAUAGAUCCAUCAAUUUCGAGACUAUGAAAAUAGAUUAGAACAUCAGUUCCAAAUGGGUUAUGUCAUAAACCAUAUACCCUACAAGGAACAGAAAGAGCACGAGACCGAUAUUGGCUACAAGCUGAGAGCAGGUCAUGAGAGAGCGCCAGAUGUGGCAAGGUGUACUGGACUGACGGAGAGAUAUGGAAUGGACUGCGGGGGGAAUAUACGGUCGGUGAAGUGUGGGAUGGCUCCGAAGGCGGUGGGACCUG